Messenger RNA from Dinoponera quadriceps, 1237 nucleotides. RefSeq names its product translocator protein (gene Tspo). The transcript is spliced from 4 exons. Bases 122 to 655 code for a protein of 177 amino acids. Lineage: Eukaryota; Metazoa; Arthropoda; Insecta; Hymenoptera; Formicidae. Gene Ontology annotation, cellular component: mitochondrial outer membrane. The record is from RefSeq and is a predicted model, not a curated record.
CAUAAACCGUUUGCCUAGCGGACGAAUAGCCAGUACGUUCAUCGACUUUCCGCGGGGACGUGCAGCGUAGACGAAUUACCCCUCACAUCCCGUCAUCUCUCAGUUUGCGCAGCAGGACGAGAUGCCGGUGAAGAUCGUUUGGCCCGCGGUGGCGGCGACGGUCGCCCCCAACAUCGGCUGUUUCAUCGUCGGCUAUUUCAUAAAGGGAAACAUCCGCUGGUACGAGUCCCUGAAGAAGCCGUCCUGGACGCCGCCGACCUGGUUGUUCGGGCCCGUGUGGAUCGUCCUCUACUCUACGUUAGGCUACUCGUCGUACAUGGUGUGGCGGGACGGGGGCGGUUUCGAAGGGGCAAGUCUGCCGCUCACCACCUACGCCCUCAAUAUCGUCCUCAACUGGUCGUGGGUGCCGCUGAUGUUCGGUACUCGACACAUCAAAUGGGCUCUCUACGAGUACGCGGCGUUAUGCACCAACACGGCGGCGCUCCUGAUCACGUUCCACGAUGUAAACCCCAUCGCCGGCUACCUCAAUAUUCCUUACAUGUGCUGGAACAUCUUCGCCAUGACGCUCAAUUACUUCAUCUAUCGGGACAACAAACAGAUCCCCGCCGACGAGGAAGUCGCGGCGGAGAAGGUCAAGGAGGUCGCGUUUUCGUAGACAGAUAGACCGAGGGAGAACGGGGAGAGACGGGGCUUUUCCUAGUUCGCGCCGGAAGAGGCGUACCUCACUAGCUUAAUGCUAAUUGAUGGGCCAACGAACGUAACACAGUCGGAAAAUUAUUUCAAAAAAAAGGACAAGGAAUCCAACAAGAAUAUGUGUACAUAUAAAACACUCACGACAAUGGAUAAGAAUGUCUGAUCACCGUGAGACGUGAAAGUCGAACUUCUUCGAAGACAUUCCCUACGAGAAUAAUUUCUCAAUUGGACAUUUCCUCUCUAUUUUCGUGAAUAAUAUUACCUCGCGCGAAUUCACGACUUCGAGGGAAAGAGAAAGAGAGAGGGGGGAGGGGAGAGAAAGGGUGAAAUUAUGGUGGUUGAGAAGUCGUUUGGAGACUCGCGAGAAACGGACGAUCGAACGCCCAUCGUCAAUUACGUUACUUUUGUACAAUUAACGUUACUUGUUCGCACCAGCGCAGCGCAGCCGAGAGCGACGAGACAAGUGCCUUUGCAUUGAAUGCACAACACCGUAUAGUAUACACAUGUUUAUUGAUCGAUACGAAAUAAAGGUUAGUUAAUUCGA